This is a messenger RNA of Salvelinus namaycush (lake trout), 2844 nucleotides long. RefSeq names its product 5'(3')-deoxyribonucleotidase, mitochondrial-like. Gene Ontology annotation, biological process: pyrimidine deoxyribonucleotide catabolic process. The transcript has 5 exons. The record is from RefSeq and is a predicted model, not a curated record. Lineage: Eukaryota; Metazoa; Chordata; Actinopteri; Salmoniformes; Salmonidae. Bases 496 to 1182 code for a protein of 228 amino acids. Gene Ontology annotation, molecular function: 5'-nucleotidase activity.
UGUCUUUGACUGCAGGAUUUUGUACAGUAGGCGACACUUCUAAGAGUAUUUGUACCAAAUUUCACAGCUGCUGUGCGGCUGACAAUGGUUGUGAGAUGCGACACUAACUGCUGUAGAACCAGUCCAUACUGAUAAGAGUCGUAAACAAGUCCAAAUAUAGUGCUGAAAGGCAUUGGUCAAAUUUGACCUUGUGCGCUAACCCUGUGCGCUACCGGUAGUGCUAACGUUAGCUAGCUUGCUGGCUAAUGCUAUGCAGCAAAAGUGCCAAAGCCUGACCAAUUGCAAUAAAUGUUGAAACCAUAAAUAAAUAGCCGACAGUGUCAAAUAUUUAGUUACAUUAGCAACGUCCCAAAAUAUAUUUUGUUUAAAUGGCACCCUAUCAGUAUUAGGAAAAACGCUUUUUUCUCUUCUGGACUUUCGAAUACUUAUCUCGCGCUUCGUGAGUCUUGAAGCCAUCGUUCGAUCACCGACAGAAAUCAGCGAGGCAAGUAAAUCAUGUCAUUACUGCCUAAAAUAGUAACGUUACGCGACAGAGGGAGGGUCUUACUCCAUGACCAGUUCAAGUGUAUUUCCGCCAAGAUGUCUUCAUCCUCUGGUAAGAGACUUCGGGUUCUGGUGGACAUGGAUGGCGUCAUUGCAGACUUCGAAGGGGGAUUCCUGAAGAAAUACCGGGCCAGGUACCCCAAUGAACCGUACAUCACCCUGGAGGACAGACGAGGAUUCUGGGUUUCGUCUCAGUAUGGGAACUUGAGGAGUGACCUGUGUGAGAAGGCCAUCAGCAUUUGGGAGUCAAAGGACUUCUUUAUAGAGCUGGAGCCCCUUCCUGGAGGAGUGCAGGCCGUCAAGGAGAUGGCUAAGAUGGAGAACACAGAUGUCUUUAUUUGCACCAGCCCUAUAAAACAUUAUAUACACUGCCCAUAUGAGAAGUAUGCCUGGAUAGAGAAGCACCUGGGCUAUGAUUUCUUGGACCAGAUCAUCCUAACCAGAGACAAGACUGUGGUGACUGGGGACGUCCUCAUAGAUGACAAGCCAGACAUCCUCGGUGUAGAGCCUAACCCAAGCUGGGAGCACAUCCUAUUUACUACCUGCCACAACAAGCACAUACUUCCCAGCUCCAGCCACCGGCGCCUGCUCUCCUGGGCAGAUGACUGGAGGGGCAUCCUGGAGGACAAGAGGCUCUGAGCCCCCCUCAUACACACGUCAACCUCUCCUUCUCCACCCUGAUUACCUACACUGUAUUGGGGUACAAAGGGUGAAUACCUCCACUAAUACACCACAGUCAAUCUCGAACUUGAAGUUUAGGGUUCUACUGUACCUUAUUUAGCCAAUGUCAGAGAAUAUUAAUGUUUUACCACUAGGGGGCACACAUCGACUGAAGCAUGAUGUAGAAAUACUGAAAAUGAUUGCACUGAAAGACCAGCAACAAUAUUGAGUAGAGAGUAAAUGCAGAGUUUACUGUUUUGACUCACUCUUUAUAGUUGUAUAAGACUAUUAUUAGUUGUUCCUUCUACAUAUUUUGUUUGUAUGUUGACCAGGACAUUGGCCAUAGGGCCAUACAGUUUUGUUUCACAUGUACUGUAUAGGAGUGACUCCAUUUUGUAAAUGUUGUGUUCCAACAUUGUGCCAACAUGGAUCAAAUUGUACCCUAUAUAUUAUUUUCUCAACUUAGUUUAGCUAGAUUUUUUAAAGUGUUUUAAAGCAUCCACCAAUCCACAGGCAAGUAUUGAGAAUGACAGAUAUGACUAGGUUGCAUGAUAUAAACUUAAUGUCUACAGAUUUAAAACACAGAUUUAGAAAAAGUGAAUAUACCUUAUUUAAAAGAAUAUAUAAAUUAUAUAUCAAAUGUAUUAUAAAGACAUGCUAAACCUUACUAUUUUAUUUCAAAUUUUAACAUUAUGUAAUCGAUUUGCAUUAGUCUUAUGUGUCUUAUUGUUUGAGACAAGAAAAUGGUUGACUGAGAAAAAGAUCAUAGCAUAUUACACCUCAAAGUAUCCAAUACGCUCUGCUGUGAAUAUGGUCAAGCUCUUCCAUCAAAACAAAUGUAUUCUUUUGAUAAGUGUCUUUACAGGCCUUAAAGUAUAUUCACAAAGCAACCUAACGUAGCAGGCGUAGCAAGACACCUGAGCGGACUCCCCACGUUUUUCAGGGGAAACGGAAGUUUAGUUGAAGAUACUGUAUCCCUGAAAACCAGAAACAUCCACGUGCUGCUGACUCCGCGGAGAGUGUUCACAAAGUGGUCCAGUGAAGAAGUAAUACUUACACCGAGCUGAAUGUCUCUAGCCUUUUGUACAAUUUUUCAAAACAGUUGAAAUUGGUGCUAAUGUUGUUCGUUGCUAGUUCACCUAUUGUGAGUAUCCCUUACCCCAGUGAUUCACAUAGAGGGCAUAGCUAGCUCUGGCCUGACGUAUAUAGAGGCCCACAAUGGAGGUGUCAUAAUACCAAUAAAACCUAGCGGUCAAACAGGGAAAUGGUUCCAAUUGUUUUUCGACCAUACAUUUUUCCCGUAGUGGAUUUUAGAAAUGCUUAAAAUAAGGGUUGUUUCGUGUAGGCUUACCUUGGCGUGACGUUUUGAUAAACAUGUAAAUCUCUCUUGUACAAGGUGACUUCUAUCAAUAUACUCGGCUCUAUUUACUCUGAUUCAAAAAUCCUAAUUAGCAUCAAAGUAGACACCAUGCAAAACUAUAAAUCCCUCCAAGCUCCUGCACGUCAUCUCUAACUGAUACCUUUGCUAACAGGGAAUGUGUCAAUUUUUAAACUUGCACAAGACAGUUCACAGAAUUUUCCAUUUAAAGAAAUGUAGCCUAUUUAUUAUUUACUACAUUUAGCUAACAUUAGAUAGUUAAU